Stylophora pistillata is the source of this 1991-nucleotide messenger RNA. Its product is annotated as tubulin alpha-1A chain. Gene Ontology annotation, biological process: microtubule-based process. Gene Ontology annotation, cellular component: microtubule. NCBI's taxonomy places the organism in Eukaryota, Metazoa, Cnidaria, Anthozoa, Scleractinia, Pocilloporidae. Gene Ontology annotation, molecular function: GTP binding; structural constituent of cytoskeleton. The record is from RefSeq and is a predicted model, not a curated record.
GCAAAACACUACUACUGUGAUCCUUGCUCGAGAAACACCGUUACUGACUACUUGUCGAUAGGGAUAUUAAUCAAUUUUUUUCAUUUGAGACACAUUAUUUUUGUCUCAUACAAUUUUAGGUGAAAAUGCGUGAGUGUAUUUCUGUUCACGUCGGCCAAGCCGGAGUUCAGAUUGGUAACGCUUGUUGGGAGUUGUACUGCUUGGAGCAUGGAAUUCAGCCUGAUGGUCAAAUGCCCAGCGAUAAGACAGUCGGUGGAGGAGAUGACUCCUUCAACACAUUCUUCAGCGAGACUGGAGCAGGAAAACACGUUCCUCGCGCCGUCUUCGUUGAUUUGGAACCAACUGUAGUCGAUGAAGUCCGCUGUGGUACCUACAGACAGCUUUUCCACCCUGAUCAGUUAAUGACUGGUAAAGAAGACGCCGCUAACAAUUAUGCUCGUGGACAUUACACCGUUGGGAAAAGCAUCAUCGAUCAAGUUCUCGAUAAGAUAAGAAAACUGGCUGAUCAGUGCACAGGCUUGCAAGGUUUGCUUAUCUUCCAUUCCUUUGGUGGUGGCACUGGCUCUGGAUUCACUUCAUUGCUCAUGGAGCGGCUGUCUGUGGACUAUGGCAAGAAAUCCAAGCUGGAAUUCUCUAUUUACCCAGCACCACAGAUUGCCACAGCUGUUGUGGAGCCUUACAACUCCAUUCUGACAACUCACACAACCUUGGAGCACUCUGACUGUGCCUUCAUGGUGGAUAAUGAGGCCAUCUAUGAUAUUUGCCGUCGUAACUUGGACAUUGAGAGACCCACUUACACCAACCUGAACAGACUGAUUGGUCAGAUUGUGUCGUCCAUCACUGCAUCGCUCCGUUUUGAUGGUGCCUUGAAUGUUGACUUGACAGAGUUUCAGACCAACUUAGUGCCAUACCCACGUAUUCACUUCCCUCUGGCCACCUAUGCUCCAGUGAUCUCUGCAGAGAAAGCCUAUCAUGAACAAUUGAGCGUUGCUGAAAUCACCAAUGCAUGCUUUGAGCCAGCCAAUCAGAUGGUGAAAUGUGACCCACGUCACGGCAAAUACAUGGCCUGCUGUCUUUUAUUCCGUGGUGAUGUGGUGCCCAAGGAUGUGAAUGCAGCCAUUGCAACAAUCAAGACGAAGAGAACCAUUCAGUUUGUAGACUGGUGUCCCACUGGAUUCAAGGUUGGAAUCAAUUACCAGCCCCCCACUGCUGUUCCUGGAGGAGAUCUGGCCCGAGUUCAACGCGCUGUGUGCAUGUUGAGUAACACCACAGCUAUUGCAGAGGCCUGGGCCCGUCUGGAUCACAAGUUUGAUCUGAUGUACGCCAAGCGUGCGUUUGUCCACUGGUAUGUAGGUGAGGGUAUGGAGGAAGGAGAGUUCUCUGAGGCUCGAGAAGAUUUGGCUGCAUUGGAGAAGGAUUAUGAAGAGGUUGGAGUAGAUUCAGCUGAUGACGAAGGGGAAGGGGAAGACGACGAGUAUUAGAAAUCUUCAUCUGAAGGCUUAGGUGAGGGAGGGGGGGGGGACAGGCACUGUGGAAGCAAAAUUACCUGGAUCGGCAUCUUCUUGUUUAACGAGACUCAUUGUUUUGAACGAAAACUCGGAUGUGGAUUUCCUUCGCCUUCACAUCGAAGUCAACUCCCAUUUCCCAGGACCUCCGCGAGAUAUUUAAUCCCUUUUAAUAACGGAUUGUAUUUAUUCUUGAAAGUUCGUUUAUUGAAACAACUUGUUACAUUCAUUAUAUAUUGGACAGAAGCGAUUUUGAAUUUAGCAUGACAGUUGCGAAGACGAUCUAAGGAAAGUCUUGGAGUUUGAAAAGUAUAUACAUAUGUUGCUAGCAAAGGUGUGUUAUGUUAAUAAAUUACCACCUAUUGCGCUUUUGUCGUUUCUUCUUAUGUUAGAUUAUGUUUAUAGGACUUAAAGAGAAUGAUGUAUUAAACACUACGCCUCUUCAGUUGGGUCUAUAAUACUAUACUGCAAGUGGCUUGCAGUUGU